Molecule: messenger RNA, 2621 nt
Organism: Phasianus colchicus (ring-necked pheasant)
Lineage: Eukaryota; Metazoa; Chordata; Aves; Galliformes; Phasianidae
Product: caspase-1-like
Biological process (GO): proteolysis; regulation of apoptotic process; regulation of inflammatory response
Cellular component (GO): IPAF inflammasome complex; NLRP3 inflammasome complex; AIM2 inflammasome complex
Molecular function (GO): cysteine-type endopeptidase activity
Source: RefSeq, a predicted model, not a curated record
UUUACCUGGGGGGUCUCUGAUAGUUCGCACCACUUACCCUCUAGAUGAGCCUUCCCCAGGAAUGCACGCUCAGCACAUAGGUGCAUAUAUGUGCAUUUUGUCAUACAUACUGUGAGAAUACCCUGCACGAGGUUGAUCAAAACAAGUGAUGGCGUGCCCAAGGAAGCGCCUGAGGAGACAUGGGAAGGCCUGGCAUCACCCCGCACCGCUAACGAAGGCUUUGAGGAAAAUCGCCACAUGGAUACGACAAGAAGAGCGCUGAGACAGCUUGGAAACAACAGGAUGGCUGCCGGCUGACACCAGAUAACACAGCAAUUAACAAGUGUAAACCGUGAUAAGAUUCUGAACCUGGAGCACCCAGCCAUCGGGGAAGCAGGGGAGGGGGACAGGCAAAGGGGAAACAAGGUACAAAAAGCUGUCACUGUGUCCUUAGGGGUGCUCCUGCUUGCGGGAUGCCCGCCAUUGCAAUGGCAAAUAGAAUCUGAUAAAUUGUUUGGAUCUUUCCAACACGCGGUGCCGCACGGGGCUGGGGGUCACCAUCCUGGAGGCGUUCAGAGCCGUGGGGAUGUGGCACUAUGUGGGCAUGGGGGCUGGGGUUGGACGUGGGGUUGGUGGAGUCUUUCCUAUGAUCAGUGUCCUUAGCAUCUCGAUUCCCCAUCACAGGUUCUCCUUUCCCCAUCAGAUGAGCCCUGGGCAGAUGAGGUUGUUGCUCCCCACAGGAACCCAAAGGGACAGGCCAGGCUCGGCCCACAGCGGAUCUGCAGCACGAUGGAUGGGAUCCUGAAGUGGGAGAGACCCACAGGGAUCACUGCUUCCAAAUCCGACUCCUCGCAGCACCACCCGAGACGAGAGCAUGUGUUUGUGAGUGUUGUCCAGAUGUCAGCCUGUGGCUGAGAAGCUCCCUGGUGCAGGAGCUGUAAGCAGCACCACUGCGUGGCAUCGCCCCUCCUCGCCUGGUAGUGCUGCACCCCCAGGGAGAGGUGAUGGGGGCUGUGAUGGUGCAGCUCUGCGGGCUCACUGUGCUGUGCUGGGGCUGGCAGGACUCUUGAGCGGGCGGUGACAAAGUCCAAAAGGCGGAAACAGGAAGCAACAAUUUACUGUUUCCACAAGAAGCGGAUGCUGAGCAGUUCGGUGGGCCGGGCGGGGGCUGAGGGCCGAUGGCAGACCAGGAGCUGCUGAGAGUGCGUGCCAACUUUGUGAGCCGCGUGAGGAAGGCUGUGAUCUCCAAUCUCCUGGACGAGCUGCUGGCCCACAGGGUGCUGAACCAGGCAGAAGUGGAUGAGGUGCAGGAGGCCAACCCAGUGACAACCAACAAGGCCCGGAGCCUCAUAGACACCGUACGCCUGAAGGGCCCUAAGGCCAGUGCCAUCUUCAUCGACAGCCUCAGGAAGCAUGACAGCAACUUGGCAGAGGAGCUGGGACUGAGUGCAGGUACAGAGCCUCCUGGUGCACCGCCGGCUGCCCCCAGCACUGCAGGCUCCUCCAGCCCCCCCAUUAGCAGCCAGAACCUGCAGUGGAUGCAACAGUGCACCGAGAGCGAGUACAAGCGCAUCAAGGAGGCAGAGGGAGAUCAGAUCUAUGACAUAUACCUGCCACGGGAAAAACGAACCCGUAGGGCCUUGCUCAUCUGCAACAUCAAUUUUGAGCACUUAAGCAAGCGGGACGGGGCUGAAGUGGAUGUGAAGGAGAUGACAAAGCUUCUAGAAGGGCUGGGCUACAAUGUGGAGUGCCAUAAAAACAUAACUUCCCAGGAGAUGGUCACAGUCAUGAAGAAGUUUGCAGAUCACAAAGAUCAUGAGACCUCUGACAGCACCUUCCUGGUGUUCAUGUCACAUGGAGUCAGUACUGGGAUCUGCGGGACCAAGAGUAAUGGGACCACAGACAUCCUCUCCUUCAGCACCAUCUACGAGAAUUUCAACAACAAGCAUUGCAGGGCACUGGUGAGCAAACCCAAAGUGGUUAUUAUCCAGUGCUGCCGUGGAGACAACAUAGGAUCUGUGCUGAUAUGCGACUCCAUCGACCCUGAGAUGCCCACUUCCACCUCGGACGGCGUUAGGUCUGUACAGCUGCAAGGUCCUAAAAUCAGAGAAACUCACCUGGAGAGUGAUUUUGCCACUUUAUAUUCCUCCACACCUGAUACUGUCUCCUGGAGAUGCCCAAAAAAAGGUUCUUUUUUUAUCCAGAGACUGGUGGAGCAGUUUCGAAGCCAUGCCUUUAACAAUGACUUACAGGAGAUGUUCCGAAAGGUCCAACGUUCCUUUGAAAACUUUCCUCGGCAGUUGCCAACACAAGAGAGGACUACAAUGCUCAAGAAGUUCUAUCUCUUCCCAGGCCUCUGAUCUCCUGCCCAUGGCAGCUACAGAGCCAAAACAAAACAGUCUUCAGUCUUCUCUUCCUCCGUUUUGAGGCCUCUGAACAACCUCAAACUGACCAAAUUCUUGCUAGGGAGCAGCAAAGAUACUCAGCAAUAGAACAUUACGCACACACCUGGAGAACCACCCCAACAAAGGCUGUGAAGCAAGCAUCUCCCCAUUUGUGACAGAUAACAUCUGUCACUCUGAGAGCCACUUCUGCCCUGUUUCUGACUCGUUGACUAAUAAAAGGAUUAGAACAUGAAAGCA